Messenger RNA from Leptosia nina, 1344 nucleotides. NCBI's taxonomy places the organism in Eukaryota, Metazoa, Arthropoda, Insecta, Lepidoptera, Pieridae. The record is from the annotation of a GenBank genome assembly.
AUGGCGGCGCGAGAAUUUCAAAUGGACUCCUGCGCAUCAUUUCAAAUUCAAAAAUGGAACGCGGAGGAGCUUAUUUCGAUUGCAAUACAUUUGACGUACAUAAUACUCCGCGCGAUAGUGGACGUAUUAUGUCUAUUUUCAACUGAGUUUUUAUUAUCAGUGAUAUUGUUUAGUAUUCUCUAUGCUGCAUACAGAGCGUAUUUGAGACCGCCAUUUUUAAAAAAAGAACUAACAGAUAUAGGCUUCGACCACGUGACCCGAGGUACUAAGGGCGCGAACAGGUCCUUGCAGAUCGCCAGAUCGCAAAUGAAUAGACAGCUGGGGGGGAAAGUACCCCCUCCGUACCCAAACGGUUGGUACGCGCUGGCGGAGAGUCGAGAUUUGAGCGUGCGCAAGGUGAUACCGGUAGAUGCAUUAGGUCUAAACCUCUGCAUCUACCGAGGUGAAGAUGGUGUUGCCAGAAUCGUGGACGCGUAUUGCCCCCAUUUGGGUGCGAACAUUGGGGUCGGUGGGACGGUUAGGGGCAACUGUAUUGAAUGUCCCUUCCACAAUUGGCAAUUUGGAGAUGAUGGUAUCUGUACUCAUAUACCAGAUAUACAAAAUGUCCCAAAAGGGAUUUCCAUCAGGAGUUGGGACUGUAUGGAGGUGGAUGGUGCUGUAUGGGUCUGGUAUGAUGCUGAAAAGCGUCCCCCGUUAUGGACCGUCCCGCCACUAGAUGAGAUUAAAGAUUGGGGUUAUAGGGGAAGGAACGAGUUUAUCAUCAGUUCUCAUAUACGAGAUAUCCCGGAAAACGGCGCAGACGCUGCUCAUCUGAAUUGCAUCCACAAGAUGUCAUUUCUGACAGACAUCGGGAAGAGACUACCGUUUUUGAACAAUAUUAUUGGUUUUCACACUUGGCAAACGGAUUGGCGCAGAACAGACGAUUGGCAUAUAGCUGAAAUGACAAUAGACCAAAGUUAUUUCAUGUUCAAACAUAACGUUUUUCCCUUCAAGAUUCGAGUAAAACAGAUAGGUCCGUCACAUGUCCGCCUUCUCUUCACCUCGAUCUUCGGGGAGACAGCAGUUCUUCAGUCUGUGACACCGAUCGGGCCGAUGCUGCAGAAAGUGGUGCACAGGAUCUACACUCCUACGAGUAAUGCCAUCGCCGGAGCCUUACUGGUAUACGCUGAAGCUCGCCAGUUUGAACGCGACGUCGUCAUUUGGAACAACAAGACGCACGUCAGUUCCCCGCCUUACGUCAAAACCGAUAGAACAAUUAGGGCGUUCCGAGAUUGGUUUUCGCAGUAUUAUAGUGAACAAAGCAUCUCCAUGAGGGACGCGAUACAAAAACCUUUAGACUGGUGA